UUUUUUCAUUAGCUCUUUAGGAACCACUCGGAUUAUUAAACUAUUGUAAUUUACUGUAAAGGAAUUUACUCAUUUCUAGUAAGGGGCUUGUUUCAUAUUUUAUUUUAGAUGAUGUUUUGAGUAAUUACUUCCAAUGUUUUUAUUAAAAAUGAAUUUUAAAUAGUUUAAAUAUUAGUAUUUUUGGAUAUUUGUAACUUUUUUUUGACAUUGAUCCAUUUUAUUUUAAUAAGUUCAUGAUAUUAUCUCAUCAUGAAGAUUGAAUUCUCAAAAGGAAGUGUACUUAUCCGAAAUGUUGGUGAAUAUGACGUAAAGAUUUAUGUUGGUCAGGGUGAAUGUUCCAAAAUGUUUCGAGCACAUACAGUUAUAUUGACCACUCGUUGCGAGUACUUUAAAAUAGCUUUGUCUAACACAUGGGCUACACAAGAAGGUGGGUCAACUGUUUUUGUGAAACCAAACAUCCACCCAACAGUUUUCAACUCCGUACUUAGUUAUAUAUAUUCUUGUAAACUUUGUUUUGUUGAAGAAGAUUCAGGUCCGGACAUUUAUGAUCUGCUGCUUGCUUGUGAUGAAUUAAUGUUACAUGAACUUGCAAUACAUAUUCAAGAACAUCUUAUUCGACAAAAUGUUGAUUGGGUGAAUGAAAACUUGGUGACAAUCCUUCGAUCAACUUGGUUGAUUCCUACGUGUAAUAUGAUACGACAAUUUUGUGUUGAAAAGAUUUGUGAUGAUCCUUGGUUGUUGUUUGCAUCAGAUAAAUUUUAUCAGGUUGAAGAUGAAAUAUUGGUUGCUAUACUUCAACGUGAAGAUUUAUCCUUACCUGAAAUGUAUAUAUGGAAUAAUGUAAUAAAAUGGGCUACGUCUCAAUUGAAUGUAGAAUUAGAUUCUAAUGUAUCAAAAUGGGAAUUGAAAGAUUUUGCCUUAUUGGAAGAAAAAAUGCAUAAAUGCCUUCCACAUAUAAGGUUGAAUAAUAUUGAUAUGGAAGAAUAUUAUCAUAAUGUCCGACCUUUCAAGAAAAUAUUUUCAGAACAAAUGCAAGAGAGAAUUGAAGAAUUUUAUUUCACUGGUAGAAAAUUGGAUAUAUCAUAUAAUCCUAGAUUACCUUUCAUUAUUGAUUCUUGUCUGAUAAAAUAUGAACAUGCGGCACUAUUUGCUCAUUGGAUUAAUCGUGGGGAAGGAAAAGUAUCAACAAGGGAAAAGAAUCCAUUCAAUUUUAGGUUAUUAAUACGUGGAAGUGAUAAUGGAUUUUGUGGUGAAGUUUAUGAUCGAAUCAGAUUUGAAUAUCCUGCUUUAUUAGUAUUGAUCCUUACAGAUUCUGGAGAAAUGAUUGGAGGUUAUCAGAGAAUAAAUAGUUAUUAUUGGAAAAUGUUUGGAUAUGAUUAUGAUCGGGAAAGUUUUUUGUUUCGUAUUAAUCGUGCAGAUUUUAAAAGAUCAGUGAUAAGUCGUGUUGUUCGUCCAACUCACGCUGUAUAUAAUCAACAAGGAUGGGGUCCAUGUUUUGGAGAAGGAGACUUGUGGUUAAAACGUCAUUUUCGUGUAUCUGAAGAAUGUGUUUGCAGGAAAGCUUCCUAUGAAUUCCAGAUUGUACGUGAUGAAUCUUUUACGGUAAAAGAAUAUGAAAUAUUUGAAGUUACACCUGCUUGAGAAGAAAAUAUCACAGAACAACCACCUUUUGAAUAGGCAAAUAUGUAUAAAAUUAUUUGUAAAUUUGUAGAUAAUCACUUUAAUAUAAUUGAUAUGUAAAAAAAUUAAUUUUUUGGGUUUACUACUUGAUUGGAAUAUAUAACAAUAAUAAAGACAUUUUUUAC
Rhizophagus irregularis DAOM 181602=DAOM 197198 is the source of this 1805-nucleotide messenger RNA. The record is from RefSeq and is a predicted model, not a curated record. NCBI's taxonomy places the organism in Eukaryota, Fungi, Glomeromycota, Glomeromycetes, Glomerales, Glomeraceae.